This is a messenger RNA of Ceratotherium simum simum (southern white rhinoceros), 2995 nucleotides long. NCBI's taxonomy places the organism in Eukaryota, Metazoa, Chordata, Mammalia, Perissodactyla, Rhinocerotidae. The record is from RefSeq and is a predicted model, not a curated record.
CAGCCUGUGCCCCACACUUUUCUGGGAGAGGUAUGCCACCAGGAUCGCCGCUUCCUUCCCUCCUGGGGUCCCUGCACCUGGGGAGUCAGCAUGACCCAUGCUGGCCGCUGUCCUUGAGAUAAACGCCUUUCUCUCGCUGUGGCAGCAGCAUGUCUGUGUCAGGAAAACCCCAGGGAGCGGCUGAGCUCACCCCUGGCCCCGAGGAGAAGCCAAGGGGAAAGCCGCUCUUCAACUGGGGCUCUCUCUUCGGCCACCGAAGUGAGAAGAUUGUCUUCGCUAAGAGUGACCGAGCCCCGGAGGAGAACAUGCUCACUAUCACCAUCACGGAGACCACCAUCAUCGAGUCGGACCUGGGUGUGUGGAGCUCCCGGGCCCUGCUCCACCUCACGCUGUGGUUCUUCUUCAGCUUCUGCACCCUCUUUCUCAACAAGUACAUCCUGUCCCUGCUGGAGGGGGAGCCCAGCAUGCUAGGUGCUGUGCAAAUGCUGUCAACUACGUUUAUUGGAUGCAUUAAAAUAUUUGUUCCUUGCUGUUUAUAUCAGCACAAAACCCGGCUUUCUUAUCCACCCAACUUCAUCAUGAUCAUGCUGUUUGUGGGUCUAAUGAGGUUCACCACGGUGGUUUUGGGGCUCGUCAGCCUGAAAAACGUGGCAGUCUCGUUCGCUGAGACGGUCAAGAGCUCUGCGCCCAUCUUCACCGUGAUCAUGUCGCGCAUGAUCCUAGGCGAGGACACAGGGUUGCUGGUCAGCCUCUCCCUUAUCCCGGUCAUGGCAGGGCUGGCGCUGUGCACAGCGACCGAGAUAAGCUUCAACAUCCUGGGGUUUUCAGCUGCGUUAUCCACCAACAUCAUGGACUGUUUGCAAAAUGUUUUUUCAAAAAAGCUCCUGAGCGGGGACAAAUACAGGUUCUCGGCUGCCGAGCUGCAGUUCUACACCAGCGCUGCGGCCGUGGCGAUGCUGGUUCCAGCCUGGGUCUUCUUCAUGGGCCUGCCUGUGAUCGGGGGGAGCGGGAAGAGCUUCAGUCUCAACCAGGACGUCGCGUUGCUGCUGCUGACGGACGGCGUGUUCUUCCACCUGCAGAGCGCCACAGCCUAUGCCCUCAUGGGGGCAGUUUCCCCUGUGACUUUCAGCGUUGCUAGCACCGUGAAGCACGCCUUGUCCAUCUGGCUCAGUAUUAUAGUUUUUGGCAACAAAGUCACCAGCGUGUCAGCCAUUGGCACCGUCCUGGUAACAGCUGGCGUCCUGCUCUACAGCAAGGCCAGGCAGUACCAGCGGGAGGCAAUGCAGAGCCUCGCUGCAGCCACCAGCAGGACGCCGGAGGAUGACGUGGAGUCACUGGUCCCUAAGGACCCCAGACCACACCACUGAGCUCUGGAAACCUCAGCCCGUGCCGAGGGCCCUGAGGCGCCACCCACUGCUGCUCUCCUCCACGCUGACACGGGAUCCCCUCUGCCUCUCCUGCUCCCUGGAAACCAGGCUCGGGGACACCCAGCCUCCACAGGUCACAGUUGGAGUGCAGGAGACUGGGGGAUGUAUAGCCUUUCCUGCUCCUUUUUUGGGUCUUCAGUCAAAACUGUCAGGAACUUGAAUGGGGAAUCCCAGAUGUCAGCUCCCUAGGGCAGAGACCAGAGCCAGCUGCCACUGAGCCAUCACCAAAUAAUGUGAAAACCGCCUCCCGCUGACCCCAUGCUGAGCACACGGGAGGGUGUUGGGACCAGGGACCAGCCUCUGCACACCUCUCGCCGGGCAGGCAGUUCCAGCUGCAGGGAGGCCAGGCCCAAAUUCCUCUGGGGGGUACAACUGUGAAGCCAGAGCUGGGUCCCAGUGCACGCCGCUCCCCGCUUGGUGCUAGUGGAGGGAACCCAGCAUCCCCACGCCAGCCAUCCAAGGCCACCCAACUCCUCAGCCAUCUGGGGAGACUGCUGUGCUGGGACAGAGGCCACUUCGCCCACUAGCUAGGCACAGAGGUCACAGCAGCCUGAGAGACCACAGAGCUGGGCAGAGUGGGGAGGGGACAGAUAGGGUGCAGACAAAGGGUCUCCUGCUGCUGAGGGCGGGGCAUUGGGCCCUUGCCUUCCCACCGUUCCACCUGAGGCGUCCUCCCACCCCACAGCUGCCAGCAUCUGGCAAGGUACCACUUGCAGACAGGUCAUUCGUGGAGGGGAGGGGUGCCCCACCCCCUUUCAGAGUCUGUGCUACACUAAGGCCCCUACCUCCCAAAGGUCUUGUCCCUCACCUGUGGCCAGGGCUCUGGCCAGUGACCCCCGAUGUGGUGAUUUCCGGCCCUAGAGGUUGAGGACAGACAUCUUCAGUGUUUAACUUGGGGCAGGGAGAUGCUGACAUUCUCUCUUGUCCUGGGCUCGUGUAUGUAACGAAGGCUGUGCUGAAGGGCUCCCGUGGGUGCGCUUUCUUCACUCAGCUGGUCAGGAGCCGAGCCUUAACUUGGUCUCAUGGAAGAGGAUGUUGUGGUUUUCCCUUGUGAAUGGAUGAGCAGGGGGAGCAGUGGGAAGAAGGUUUGCAGUGUUUUCAGUUUUUGUUAUGCUGCACUUAAAAUGACAGUAGUUUUUUAAAAAGGAAGCACAGGCACAGAUGCUCCUGGGAUGCACCGCCUGUGCCGGGUGAGCCCCCUCUGAACCGCAGCCCGCCGGCCGGGCCCCUCCCAGAGCCUGUGUCGGCUCGAGGCUCCUGACCUCUUCACCUCAUCCCUCAUCUCGCCUCCUGGUGCGAUUUCUGAUCAGACCAGGUCCAUCGCCAGCCAGUCCUUGAGGCCCUCCCCAUUGCUCCAAGCUCGAGUUGUGGGGCUUGUCAGAUGCAGCCCAACUAGUGGCCAUGCUCUGGCCACCUGGCUGUCGGAAGCUUGCCUGCUGGGACUGAGCGAAUUAACUGAGGAAAGGAGUUUAAGGCACUAAUUGUUCCCUAAGUGUCAUUCCCCUCCCUGCGGUUCAGGUCCUUGGCUCCCAUAAUUGGUUCACUGGUUUUCCAGUUGGCUUCUCAAC